AAUACCUCUUGUCUACAUGUUAUGAUUAGAAUUACCAAAAUUUAAUUGUUUAUAUUUUCUAAGAUACCAUUAUGACUUCACAAGGAAGAAGUGAUUUCACAAGUUUGCAUAUAAUAUUUAUAAUAAGCGGUGGUGUGCUGACAGUUAUCAUUUUGUUUAUUUUCGCAAAACGACAAAUCACAAGGUUUGCGCUGAGGUCUCGGAGAGGACCUCACGUCCCUAUUGGUACUGAUGCUAAGAAGUGUUUAAAGAAAGAGAUUGAGCGCCGCAUAGAAGCAGUCCCGCGCAUCAUGCACGAGCCCCGGCUGAUCAGUUCAGAACCCUCACAUUACAUACUAGAACCACAACAGCCGUAUCACUACCGCUUUAAGGCUGUAGAUGAUGUCAAGACACUAGAGGAGGAGAUAGCCCGCCAAGACCCAUGCCUCCGUCGGCACCCCCGCGAAUCCCUCCGCGGCUUCCUUCUCUCCUCCCUAGCGGCCCCGCUGGACGGCCGCGGCCAGAAGUUGGUACACCAGUUCUGCGACACGUACGAAUUCGCCCGUCAUCACCCUGGGGAGUUUGGGGACGAUGAGUACAGGGCGUAUUCGAGAUUGUUACUCAAGUUACUUGAUGCUGCCCGCCUCCUAAAAAGUGUAGGCACCGGCGCGUGCCGCUCGUCCCCGCGCUGCAGCCCGGUGCGGCGCGCGCGCCUGCUCGAGCCGCGCCGCGGCGGCGCGCCCAGGCAGCUCAACAACCAGUACACUGCCUUAGAGAACCUGCCCGCCGAUACGAAGAUAGAGGAGGACCUGAUCCGCGUCCCGGUGCGGAGCGCGGCGCCCGCGCCCGCGCCCGCCGACGAGACCGCCGUGUGAGCCCGGCCGCCCGCGCCCGCGCCCGCCUCCGCCACGAGGUGGACCAUAUAACACUACUCGCGGUCGCUACACAUGUGUCGUUCACGAGUGACUGAUAAGUGAACUAUAUCUUUUGAUUGAACUCACUCACUUGAGAUUUAACUCACUCAGUAACUCAUCUAUCUCAGUGUUAUUUCCUCCCUCUUUCCCAUAAUGAUUCGUAUUAGCCGGCCGAGCCAAACGAGACGAUGUGAAUAUGCGAAACGACCGUUUCGGAGCGGUUCGGAGAGUAUCGGGAAAAAAUGGCGGGAUCGUAUCGCGUCAUUCGCCAUCUUGGUCGCACUUAUGGAUAUGUGUAUUAUAAAUAUGAUAAACAUCUCUUUCACGCACUCUACAGUUUCACUUGAGCGAAAUAAGUGAUAUAUAUCUCCGCGAGCGAAAUAUAUGAAUAUUUUUUUUCAACUCAGUGAAGCAUUUUGCGCAUCUAUAGUUUCCACAUAUAGGCGUUAGUACAGUCACCAUCAUAUACAUGAGAUGCCCUAAAAUAUCUGAACACAUCUAACGCCCUGACAAUAGAGGCGUGUUCAGAUAUUUAUGAGCAGCUUGGCCGCUCCGAUAUAUCUGAUGGCGACGGUACUAUACCGAUCGAGGAACUAAGGCGAAGAACAAAAGUAAAAGACAUACUCGAGCGUAUCGACCGACAAAAGUGGAGGUGGACAGGUCACAGGUCACGCAGACAACAUGGAGCAAGUGACCCAUUGGUACCCACUCGGCUGCAAGCGCAAAAAGGUCAACAAAUAACCAGAUGGGAAGAUGACAUCCAGUUUAGGACCUCACUGGACCAGAGUUGCUUUGGACAGACUGCGCUGGAAACAGUUGGAAGAGGCCAUGCCGACAGGCUCACCACACUAAGAGACAUUUUAUAAUAUAGACAACUUAAUAUUGUAUUUAUAAGUGUUUCAUAUCUGGAAUAAAGGCUUAUUUGACGACCGGUUUGGCUUAGUGGGUAGUGAAGGGUCACUACCAGGCGUAGGCAGGGGCCUACGAAGCUGAUGGUCCCGGGUUCAAAUCCUGGUAAGGGCAUUUAUUCGUGUGAUGAGCAUGGAUAUUUGUUCCUGAGUCAUGGGUGUUUUCUAUGUAUUUAAGUAUUUAUAAAUAUUUUUAUAUUAUAUAUAUCGUUGUCUAAGUACCCUCAACACAAGCCUUAUUGAGCUUACUGUGGGACUUAGUCAAUUUGUGUAAUAAUGUCCUAUAAUAUUUAUUAUUUAUUUAUUUAAUUUAAUUUAAUUAAAAGUGUAGUAGAAUCAAAGUGCGAUUUAAUUGUGCUAUCCGUAGUGUAGCAUUUUACAUAGUGACUUAGCUUCAGACUAUUUGACUUCAUGUGUUUAGUCUGUGAACUCUGUGGACCUGACACACCCUGUAGCGGGUCCUCACAGAUAACGUAUCUACCCCUAAAUGGGUAUUUUUUAUCCAGGAUGGUCACCCUGUAGCGAGAAUACAGAUCAGAGAUCAUUUAUCUUAUAUACAGUGUAACCCCACGAACCCGAAAGAUUUUAACCACGCAAUUCUCGAGGCCAAAAGAGGGCAAAAAUGGUAUAUGAGUUUAAGUAAAUAAAUUUUUUUUUCUUAUUUUUGCACGUAUUUUACAUAAAAAUUUUAUGUUAUGUAAAACUGGCACUGAAAACGAUUUUUUACGUUUUUUUUGUUGUAAAAACUGGUUUUUGCAAAUGUUACUUGUCACUUUUUGACAUCUAUCAACAAGGAUAUUUAGACUACGCCCCAUAAUGGCUUCACCGCCAUCAAAAAGAUGUUUUUUUUAUUGGUCUUCUUCUCUUCUUAGCCCUUUUCAAUCUUUGAGAUGUAGGCCUCCUUCAAUUUUUGCCAUUCUGGUCUGUUUUGCGCUCUAUGUACCCAUUUCGAUCCAGCUGUUCUCUUCGUCAUACCAACGCAUUUUUGGCUUUCCUGCUGGGAACGACUCUCCUCAAGGUCUCCAUCAGCCUCUUGCACCACGAGCCGUCUUUUCGGGCCACAUGCCCAGCCCACUCCCACUUCAGGUUUGGCCAUUCGCCUGGUUACAUCAGUGACUUUACUGUGUUCUCGAAGCCACUUGUUUGGUUUCCUGCUCCUAAGUGAGAUUCCUACCAUUCUUCCUUCCAUCGCCCUUUGGGUUACUUGUAAUCUGUGCAAGAUUUCUUUUGUAAAGACCCAGGUUUCCGCUCCGCAAGUACACGUGGGUAGGUGGAGCACGUACGACUGAGUUUUUAGGGGGUUUGCUUCUUGGCAGUUCAUUUCAUAGUACCUCGUUAGACCCUUUAAGGCCGCAGAGAGUGAUUUUUCUGUUCCCUCAAAGCUAUCACUUUGGGUCGCUAGCGCUAGAUCAUCUGCGUAUGCGAACCGCUGGUUUUGGGCAGGACUGGCUGAUCAUUGGUGUAUAUGUUAAACAGUAUCGGGGCAAGCACGCUACCCUGCGGGAGACCGUUUUUUUUGCGAGCGCCAGCGGCUUUUUCAGACUGCAGGUGGACUUCAAAUCGGUUGUUGUGGAGCAGUUCGCGAAGAACGUUCGUAAAUUCAGCAUCUCCCGUCAUACCAUUAACCUUCAGGAGCAGCCGUUGUAUGUUUACAGUGUCGUAUGCGGCUGUUAGAUCCACGAAGACCACUCCCGUAACCAAGCCAUGCUCGAACCCAUCCUCUAUGUGUUGUGCUAGCUUUAAUAUUUGACUCGUGCUUGGCUUUCCAGGGCGAAAUCCCGCCUGUUCUGGGAUUAGUUGCGGUUCGAUAAUCGGGACGAGGCGGUUUAGAAGUAAUCGCUCUAGCAGCUUAUAGGUGUGGCACAACAAAGAUAUGGGACGGUAACUUUUCGCAUCCCAGGGGCCCUUUCCUGGCUUGAGAAGUGCGAUCACUUUCGACUUACGCCAUGCUUUUGGUAUUUUGAGUGACGAAAGACAGCUGUUAUACAAUUCCAGGAGCCAGUUCCUGGCUUUCGCCCCAAGAUGUUUGAUCUGAUGUUUGCAGCUUUACCAUUUUUAAGUGAUUUUAUGGCAGUCUCAAGUUCGUGGUGGGAAAAGGGCUUGAUGAGAUUAGUGCAGGUCUGUUGGUUAACAGGUACUGGUGUCGGUUUGGGCAGGCGGUCAGUGGGUUUACCAUUAAGCAGAAGUUGUGUAGCUACCUGGUUAGCCGAAACUUGGCCUGGAUUUGUUGUGGGUUUCCUGUAUGCAUAGAAUGUCGCAUUGCGUCUCGCGGCACAUUUCGGAGAGAAGUUGUGCUUUGUCUUCCGAGAAGCCCUCUAUGUUUAUAGAGAUGACAGUCAGGGCUGGCGCUGAAAAGUGCCUUUUUUGAUCACAUGUAUUUGUAUUCGCAUUGGAACUUAGUGAAACCAUCGUGGUGAAAGGAUUCGCCGGUCAGCACAAGUGUAGACCGUUGCCCGAGGUGCGCCAGACGCUGGGAUAUCUCUUAGAAAAUAUCAGUUGCUCGUAGUGCGUCGUGCGGGGAGGCUCCUUCCAUGCACCCCCUUUAUGCACUGCCUUUUGCCCUUUGUCUCGUCUUGGCGGGGCACGGCCGUGCCCCCAGAUAUAAUAUUGGAAUAUAUAGUAAACGCCCCGAUAAUGGAACAGGCACCAGUAAUGGGAUCGUAUAGACAAAUCCUGUAAAACGAGUAUUUACCAUCAGUUUUUAAUCGCUGAGCCAAAAGAGCCAAAGAGCUGCUUAACUUUAAUUUUUCAUUGAUAUUUGUUGCUUUGAAAAUUAAUGGCGCCAUACAUCCCAUGACUGGAGCAAAAAACCAUAGGAAAUUUUAAUUGGUUAAUAAUAUUGAAACCAAUUGCAGUAGCUUUCAUUAAACACAUAGAAAACAUAAAGGACGAAUUGGACAUUCAACUUUUAAUGCAUAAAUAUGUAAAAAAGUUACAGGUGUCGGUGAAAUAUCAAGAAUACAUCAAAUUUUCCCAUGAUUGGUGCCGUUACAUAUUAGAUAAUUACUCAAAAGGGCGUAAAAUACGACCAAGUAUUUAAUCGUAUUUAUUUUUUUAUUUAUGUAAUACCCUACAACAAAUUACAACAUUUUAAGAGGAAACAUUAGUGAUCAUAUUUCCAUAGAAACGUUCUCGACAUUUCCCUCUCUGGAUUUUCGGUCUAGAUGAAUAUUAUUACCAUUACCUGUGUCUGUAUGUACGUUUUGCUUUUUUGAUAUACUGGUUUUUAUAAGAACUAGGUUACUUCAAACAGCGCGUAAAAUGGCAAAUAAAAUGCGCCGUAAACAGACGCCUU
Messenger RNA from Cydia pomonella (codling moth), 5096 nucleotides. Its product is annotated as protein C1orf43 homolog. The record is from RefSeq and is a predicted model, not a curated record. The coding region runs from base 72 to 854 and encodes 260 amino acids. The transcript has 5 exons. Lineage: Eukaryota; Metazoa; Arthropoda; Insecta; Lepidoptera; Tortricidae.